GGCAGUGAGAUUCAGACCACAGAGCCAGGGUUCCGCAGACCUUACGUUCUUGACCAGUCUCGGUGUUGCCCCCAACGGAUGAGGAGAGAUGGUGGCCCAGAAAGUCACUCACCAAGAGUUGGCCAGGCCCUUGUAGGGCCUGGGAGAAAGUCCACCGAGUUCCCAAGCUGGAUCGGUCAGUUACUUCCAGAAGAAAAGAAAGACCUACAACAUCCCUGGAGAGUUUGUACCUAUGACAUCCCUGGAGAGUCUCUUGCUACAUUCUUCCCUCAGGCCCUGCAGGCAGUAACGGGCCGUCUCUCCAGUUCCGUUGGCCCUGGACGCCUGCAGUUCACCUCUUAUGCACUCCAGCACCCCCAUCAGCUCCCUCUUCUCCUUCACCAGCCCAGCAGUGAAGAGACUGCUAGGCUGGAAGCAAGGAGAUGAAGAGGAAAAGUGGGCAGAGAAGGCGGUAGACUCCUUAGUGAAGAAAUUAAAGAAGAAGAAAGGAGCCAUGGAUGAGCUGGAGAGGGCCCUCAGCUGUCCAGGGCAGCCCAGCAAAUGUGUGACAAUUCCCCGGUCUCUGGAUGGGCGGCUGCAGGUGUCCCACCGCAAGGGUUUGCCCCAUGUUAUUUACUGCCGCGUGUGGCGCUGGCCUGAUCUCCAGUCUCAUCACGAGCUGAAGCCGCUGGAGUGCUGUGAGUUCCCAUUUGGCUCCAAGCAGAAAGAGGUGUGCAUUAACCCCUAUCACUACCGCCGGGUGGAGACUCCAGUGCUGCCUCCCGUCCUCGUGCCAAGGCACAGUGAAUAUAACCCCCAGCUCAGCCUUCUGGCCAAGUUCCGCAGUGCCUCCCUCCACAGUGAGCCUCUCAUGCCGCACAACGCCACCUAUCCAGACUCUUUCCAGCAGCCUCCGUGCUCGGCCUUCCCUCCCUCUCCAGGACCUGGGCACGUGUUCACACAGUCCCCGUGCACCGCUGGCUACCCUCACUCCCCAGAGAGUCCUUCGGAGCCAGAGAGCCCCUAUCAACACUCAGACUUCCGGCCAGUUUGCUACGAGGAGCCGCAGCACUGGUGCUCAGUCGCCUACUAUGAACUCAACAACCGAGUUGGGGAAACGUUCCAGGCCUCCUCCCGAAGCGUACUUAUAGAUGGAUUCACAGACCCUUCAAAUAACAGGAACAGAUUCUGCCUCGGACUUCUUUCUAAUGUAAACAGAAACUCAACAAUAGAAAACACCAGGAGACACAUAGGAAAGGGUGUGCAUUUAUACUACGUCGGGGGCGAGGUGUACGCCGAGUGUGUGAGCGACAGCAGUAUCUUCGUACAGAGCCGGAACUGCAACUAUCAGCACGGCUUCCACCCAGCCACCGUGUGCAAGAUCCCCAGCGGCUGCAGCCUCAAGAUCUUCAACAACCAGCUCUUCGCUCAGCUGCUGGCGCAGUCGGUUCACCAUGGAUUUGAAGUCGUCUACGAGUUAACGAAGAUGUGCACUAUCCGCAUGAGCUUUGUUAAGGGCUGGGGAGCUGAGUAUCAUCGCCAGGAUGUCACGAGUACUCCCUGCUGGAUUGAGAUUCAUCUUCAUGGACCACUGCAGUGGUUGGACAAAGUUCUGACUCAGAUGGGCUCUCCACAUAACCCGAUUUCUUCAGUGUCUUAACAGCCGGUCAUGUCUUAAUCCACAGUUCUGUAGAGUAAAUGCUAUUGCAGGCAGUGGCUUAGAUACCAUUUCAGAUUUGCAACUAACUGAAGUUUCUAAGUACAUAAUGUAAAUACAUAUAAUAUAUACUCUUCAUUUUUUUUUUAUCACCAGUUAAUUUGCACUAGAAUUUCUAGUUAACCUGAUGCUGAUGCCGGCACGACAUGAUUAGGAAAGCAGGUUUUUCAUGCCAAUGCUAUAAUAAGAAGCAGCUUCUUUUGUGGGAGGAAACAAAGGAAAAGCAACCGUGUCGAUAGAAUUUGAAAAAUGUUGGCAGAAAAAAAGUCAGCGUUAGUCAGCCAUGUCGUUAUAAGGUAUGUUGUGUGUCCUAUCAGAAAAAUAACGAAACUGUAUCUUACAAAUUGGGGUACGAGCAGCACCAGAGCAAGUAACGCUUUCAGACAAAAGAAAGCAGUCAAACCCAUAGCAUUUAAACAAUCUCACUUUUAGUGCUAUUGGCAAGAAGGGGGACAGGAAAACACCAAGCUUGUAAAAUUAGUUAUGUAAGAUAAGUCACGUAAAUUAUUUCCAAGUUGAAAUACCUAUAGCUGAACUAUGGUGCUGAUAUUAAUGGUACAUUUGAAACAAAUUUAAACUGUGAUUGGAAAAGAGACUGUGAAGCUGGGAGUCAUGUUGCCUCAUGAUCCACCACUAUUAAGAAGAAAAUAAUGAGUCUAAUACAUGGGAAUAUUCAUAUGAAAAUGGCAUGAAAUGAGCUCUAUUCCCAAAUUGCAAAGUAAGAACAGAACUUAGUCCAAGAAUCACUCAGGAAGACUCUUGCUUUCCACAUUGGAAAUCGGGCCCCUGUUUUCCUGGUUAUUCCACUCAAGCAGUCUGGCAGACAUCAGAGUCUGCCCAGUGAGCUAGAGGACUUUGUGUGUAAAUUCUAGGUGGGGAAGAAGCAGUAAAGGAAGAGGGUUGGACGAAAGCAUUGGUUGUUUUCUCACACCUUCUCACAUUCCCAUUAGAAGACUUCGUGGCGAGGGCACUCCUUUUGCCUACAUGUUGGCACAUACUAUUUACAGAUGACUAAAACGGUGGUGAAGCCUUUGAGAGAAUCUGGACAUAUUGCUGGAGUCACAUUUAUGGGUUACGUAACUUGGUGUCUCGAUCUGCUGGUCACGGCUGUUAGCCUCUUACAAAGCUGAAGCCUCGUACCUGGAAAUAACUUCCCCAAUAGAAUAAUAAUUUCAUAACCCCUGUAAUUUCUGGGGAACAGUGGUACUGAAGAAAGGGACAUUUAAAAAAAAUAUAUAUAUGGUAUUAAAAACCUGUUCUUAUUUA
This is a messenger RNA of Enhydra lutris kenyoni (northern sea otter), 2962 nucleotides long. RefSeq names its product SMAD family member 9 (gene SMAD9). Gene Ontology annotation, cellular component: heteromeric SMAD protein complex. The transcript has 6 exons. Gene Ontology annotation, biological process: transforming growth factor beta receptor signaling pathway; anatomical structure morphogenesis; regulation of transcription by RNA polymerase II. The record is from RefSeq and is a predicted model, not a curated record. Lineage: Eukaryota; Metazoa; Chordata; Mammalia; Carnivora; Mustelidae. Bases 341 to 1639 code for a protein of 432 amino acids. Gene Ontology annotation, molecular function: RNA polymerase II cis-regulatory region sequence-specific DNA binding; DNA-binding transcription factor activity, RNA polymerase II-specific; I-SMAD binding.